This is a messenger RNA of Apaloderma vittatum (bar-tailed trogon), 1235 nucleotides long. RefSeq names its product RAD23 homolog B (S. cerevisiae) (gene RAD23B). The coding region runs from base 145 to 1125 and encodes 326 amino acids. Gene Ontology annotation, cellular component: cytosol; nucleoplasm. Gene Ontology annotation, molecular function: damaged DNA binding; proteasome binding; ubiquitin binding. Gene Ontology annotation, biological process: nucleotide-excision repair; proteasome-mediated ubiquitin-dependent protein catabolic process. The transcript is spliced from 9 exons. NCBI's taxonomy places the organism in Eukaryota, Metazoa, Chordata, Aves, Trogoniformes, Trogonidae. The record is from RefSeq and is a predicted model, not a curated record.
GCGCUGAAAGAGAAGAUUGAAUCAGAAAGGGGGAAAGAUGCCUUUCCAGUAGCUGGCCAAAAGCUAAUUUAUGCAGGUAAAAUCCUUAACGAUGAUACUGCUCUUAAAGAAUACAAAAUCGAUGAGAAAAACUUUGUGGUGGUUAUGGUGACAAAACCCAAAGCAGCCGCUGGAGCAGCUCAGCAGUCAAAUGCUGUUACUGCUAUUAGCUCCACAACUGCAGUUCCCACACCAGUCACUGCACCGGUCCCUGCUCCUGCCCCUGUGCAAGCUCCUGUCCCUCCACCACCAGCACCAGAUGCUUGUGAAUCUGCACCUGUGAGUGCUCCUAAAGAAGAGAAACCAGCAGAAAAACCACCUGAGACACCAGCUGCUGUCAGCCCAUCAUCAACUGACAGUACAACAGGUGAUACAUCUCGAUCAAAUCUUUUUGAGGAUGCUAUAAGUGCACUUGUGACAGGUCAGUCUUAUGAGAAUAUGGUGACUGAGAUCAUGUCAAUGGGCUAUGAACGAGAACAAGUGAUUGCGGCGCUGAGAGCCAGCUUCAACAAUCCAGACAGAGCAGUGGAAUACCUUUUAAUGGGUAUACCUGGAGAUAAUCAGGCUGUGGCUGAACCCCCUCAAGCAGCAAGCACUGGUGCCUCUCAGUCUUCAGCAGUGGCAUCAGCAGUAGCAACUAUACCUACAACUACUAGUUCGUUAGGAGGACAUCCACUUGAGUUUUUGCGAAAUCAGCCUCAGUUCCAGCAGAUGAGACAAAUUAUUCAGCAAAAUCCUUCUCUGUUACCGGCAUUGCUACAGCAGAUUGGACGGGAAAACCCUCAACUACUGCAGCAAAUAAGCCAGCACCAGGAACAUUUUAUUCAUAUGCUGAAUGAGCCAGUUCUAGAGUCCCGCCAAGGUUUAAGUGGCAGUGAUGAUGGUGCCAGCACUGGAGGAGUAGCAGAAGCUGGAAAUGGUCAUAUGAACUACAUUCAAGUAACACCUCAGGAAAAAGAAGCUAUAGAAAGGUUAAAGGCAUUAGGAUUUCCUGAAGGACUUGUGAUACAGGCAUAUUUUGCUUGUGAGAAGAAUGAAAACUUGGCUGCCAAUUUUCUUCUACAACAGAACUUUGAUGAAGAUUGAGAGACUUUUUUUUAAUCUCAUGCCUCACACCAGUGCAUUACACUAACUUUCUUCACUGGAUAGUCUGGGAUAUUUGGGCUUAUAUUCAUAAUGCUUGGUGUAUGGUAUAU